Molecule: messenger RNA, 1822 nt
Organism: Medicago truncatula (barrel medic)
Lineage: Eukaryota; Viridiplantae; Streptophyta; Magnoliopsida; Fabales; Fabaceae
Product: amidase 1
Exons: 9
Coding region: 231-1502 (423 amino acids)
Source: RefSeq, a predicted model, not a curated record
GAUACACAGAAGGACAAAGCAAUUGGAAGGUGACUGUGUCACUGACUUUUGGAUUGGCCAAUCAAAAAUUAGAUGUUUGGCUAUCCUCAAAACUCAAUCAUACGGGCAGUGAAAUUUGUACUGAGAAGAGAAGCUCCUUAAUCAAUCAUUGUAAGUUUGUAACCCACAACACAAGUGAAGAGGCACUGCUGUUAUCAUCUGUGAGUGGUUGAAAACGUAAUACAGUAGACAUGGAAACAGCCUCAGACUAUGGAGCAUUCAUGGAGAAAUUCAUUUUACCACCAAAUUCUUCUUCCCCUGAUUUUCCUCUGAAUUCACUCACCUUUGCAGUCAAAGACAUAUUUGAUGUGAAAGGGUAUGUAGCUGGAUUUGGAAAUCCUGAUUGGGCAAGGACUCAUCAGGCUGCUACUUCUACUGCUCCAACAGUUUUGGCUAUCCUGAGUGCAGGUGCCACUUGUGUUGGUAAAACUGUCAUGGAUGAAAUGGCUUACAGUAUAAAUGGAGAAAAUAUACACUAUGGCACGCCUAGAAAUCCUUGUGCAGAAGACCGAGUACCUGGAGGAUCUUCUAGUGGCUCUGCUGUUGCAGUUGGUGCAAAGCUUGUGGAUUUCUCUCUAGGAACUGAUACAGGAGGAAGUGUAAGAGUUCCUGCAUCGUAUUGUGGGAUUUUCGGUUUUCGUCCUUCUCAUGGCAGAAUCUCCAAAUCAGGAGUUGUUCCAAUGGCACAGAGUUUUGAUACUGUUGGAUGGUUUGCUAGGGAUCCAAAGAUUUUAAGUGCAGUUGGACAUGUACUUUUGCAAUCGCCACGCAUCACACCCAUUAGACCUACUCAAAUUAUCAUUGCAGAGGAUUGUUUUCAGCUUUCAAGUGUUCCUUUCGAUGUAGUUUCACGAAUUGUCAUCAAAGCAAUACAGAAGUUAUAUGGAGAUGGUUUAUUAAGGUAUGAAUUCCUUGGUGAGUAUGUGAAGGCCCAAGUUCCGGGUUUGAAGCAUUUCAUGAGUCAAGAGAAAACAGAUCAAAUAUACAACAUUCCAUCACUGGCUGCACUUUCAAGUGCCAUGCGAUUGCUUCAGAGGUAUGAAUUUAAGAAUAACCAUGGUGAAUGGAUAAAUGCAGUCAAACCUGAGUUAGGUCCGGGAAUUUCAGAACGCGUAUCAGAUGCCCUACGCACAACAGAGGAGAAUAUUGAUAUCUGUCGUUCUAUAAUAAGGGAGUUGCGUGACGCUCUUACUUCUCUUCUUGGGGAUUUCGGUGUUCUCAUGAUCCCCACGGUUCCAGGUCCUCCACCUAAACUACAAACAAAUUCAUCUGACUUGGAAAUUUUUCGCGCAAGGGCUUUUAGCCUUCUAUCAAUUGUUGGAGUUUCUGGAUUUUGUCAGGUAAGCAUACCACUAGGGAUGUAUAAUGAUCUCCCUGCAUCAGUUUCUCUGGUGGCCAGGAAUGGUGCAGAUGAAUUCUUGCUUCACCUUGUGGAGAGUAUUUAUGAUAACAUUGAAAAAUAGGAACCAGCAAAGCUGACAGGAUAAUUAAAUUACUUUGUUUACAACUGCAAGGGAAGUAAUUGUAAGCAAAUUUUUAUACUCAACUUGAAGUGAAGAUUUUUUUUAAGUCUGAAAAACUUUUGAGCAAAAGACAUCUUUUAGUCAGUCAUUUUUUGUGUGCAUGUUUGAGCAAUCAAUUUUGUGACUUCUUAGUGUGAGUGUCAAGAAUUGCAAAGCCAAAACAUAUACGCCAAAGUCAUGACUUACAGUUAGUAUUUACUGUAGUAUCAAGAUCAGUAAUCUUUUGAAAAUGUUAACCGUGUAUAUAUUCUAUAACAAGA